Messenger RNA from Entelurus aequoreus (snake pipefish), 3494 nucleotides. It is a transcript of the gene ntng2a, whose product is annotated as netrin g2a. Bases 107 to 2002 code for a protein of 631 amino acids. Lineage: Eukaryota; Metazoa; Chordata; Actinopteri; Syngnathiformes; Syngnathidae. The record is from RefSeq and is a predicted model, not a curated record. The transcript has 7 exons.
CAAUGAAACACUUCUUAAGUUACCAACGCCUGAUUCAGCCUCUCUUGAUGUCACCCCUGAUUCUCAGUCCACCUAUAUAAAUGGUCCACCUGAAAGACCUACCACCAUGCAACCUCCUAGUGAAGAUGAAACUCCACUUGAAGGAGAUACUCGUGAUGAAAUUGCUGUUGACAGAUCUCCUGAAGAAAAUCCCCCUUCUGAUAUUUCUCCUUCUGAAGUAUCUCCUUCUGCUAGACUCCCAUCUGAAGUAUCUCCUUUUGAAGUGCUCCCCCAAGCUCCUGAUGUACCUAUGAACAUAUCUACUUUUAAAUUUGGAGAAGAUGCACAGGUUGGUCCAGAUUGGUCUGAGCCGGCUGGUGACCUGGCUCCAGUCGACUUCACCUUCCCUUUUCCAGAGGAACUGGAUUUGACUGGCCCUGAUGCACCUCCUGGAACAGAGGAUUCCGAUCCAGAUCCUGCUUCUGAGUCAGUUGACAGUAGCUCGGAUUCAGACUUAGCAGAAGGAGGAACAAGUCAAACAGAUAAGGGAAGACCUGGGUUGGCUGGAUCAGACACUUUGGAAAUAAAUCCUGAAGCUCCUGAGUUGGCUCCCAGCCCUGAUUCUCCUCCAACAGUCAAUGAACCAAGAUUAGAUUAUUCACCAGGUCAGAAGAAAGAAGAGCUGGAUUCAAGCCCUGAUUCUCCUCCAACAGUCAAUGAACCAAGAUUAGAUUCUUCACCAGGUCAGAAGACAAAAGAGCUGGAUUCAAGCCCUGGUUCUCUUCCAACUGUGACUGAACAAAGAUUAGAUUCUUCACCAGGUCAAAAGAAAGAAGAGCUUGAUCCCAGCCCUGAUUCUCCUCCAACAGUCAAUGAACCAAGAUUAGAUUCUUCACCAGGUCAGAAGACAAAAGAGCUAGGUUCAAGCCCUGAUUCUCCUCCAACAGUCAAUGAACCAAGAUUAGAUUCUUCACCAGGUCAGAAGACAAAAGAGCUUGAUCCCAGCCCUGAUUCUCCUCCAACAGUCAAUGAACCAAGAUUAGAUUCUUCACCAGGUCAGAAGACAAAAGAGCUAGGUUCAAGCCCUGAUUCUCCUCCAACAGUCAAUGAACCAAGAUUAGAUUCUUCACCAGGUCAGAAGACAAAAGAGCUAGGUUCCAGCCCUGAUUCUCCUCCAACAGUCAAUGAACCAAGAUUAGAUUCUUCACCAGAUCAGAAGAAAGAAGAGCUUGAUCCCAGCCCUGAUUCUCCUCCAACAGUCAAUGAACCAAAAUUAGAUCCUUCACCAGAUCAAAAGAAGGAAGAAGACAAAGACAAACGGAGGACAGAGGAGCAAACAGACAAAAAAGCUGCCGAGUCCAAACGCAAAGAAGCUUCAAAGAAAAAAGAGAAAGAUGAAAAAGAAUAUGAGAAAAAAGCGACCCAAAAGAUUCUGAUUCCGGGAGGACCAAAGACCAGUCAACUGUCCAAAAUUGCCUAUGUCACCUUCCAGGACUGCGAGUGUAACGCACACUCCAACCGCUGCAGCUUCAUCGACUUCCUGAACGUGGUGACGUGCGUGAGCUGUAAACACAACACGCGAGGAAACAGGUGCCAGUACUGUCGAUUGGGUUACUAUAGAAACGCAUCGCUGGCCCUGGAGGACCAGAACGUGUGUGUGGAGUGCGAGUGCGACGCCAGUGGCAGCUCGUCUCCACACUGCUCUCAGUCGGGAUCGUGCCAGUGCAAAGAGGGCGCCGCCGGGAGGCGCUGCGACUCUUGUCUGCCCGGGUACAUGUGGAGAGGGGCCGGAGUUGGAUGCACAGUCAACGUAUGCGACGAGACUCGGACUUGCCAGAACGGCGGGACCUGCGUGGACUUCGUGAGCUGCGAGUGCCCCAAAGACUUUGAAGGUGCGUACUGUGAGCAGAACGUCUGCUUGAAGAAGAACACUUGCCUCGGCGACGACGGGAGCUCCGCCUCGCCCGUGACCUCACGGCUCGUCGUGCUGAGCCUCGGCCUGCUGGUCUUCGCCUUUUCAUGACCCGCCCACCGUUGAGGAUGUUGUAACCCGGUGAUGCUGCGUAACCACGGUUACAGGAACGUAAGUUGACUGCAGAGGUGAUAAGAAAAAAAAACAAUAAAAUAUGAACGGGUCUCUUAGUCAUUGUGUUGGGAUCAAGGGUUGUCGAAUGUGUGUAUUUAUGUAUGAUGUGUCUACCGCUAUAUUUAUUGAUCGGCCCAGCCCUAUGGACGUACAGAUAAGUGGCAAUAAUGAUAGUAUUGCUGUUUUAAAUUAAAAAUAUCGAAAAACCGUGAUUGAUAACUGCCCUUUAAUAAACUCACAGACUGACUGGCGCCAGCUGGCUAGCUUAAAUGCUAACAUGAAAACAAGAGACAUUAAUGACGUUCCCCAAUCUAAACUUGUACAGACACAUUGCUGUCUGAGCAAGUAAGAUAUUAAAUUGUGCACAUUGUGUUACGUACGGCGGGGGAAGGAGACGACGCAACGGCAGGGAUCAGCUCAAUAGGUUUAUUGAAACUGACUCUGCUGUUACUUGGUGUGAAUGCUACUCUAUGUGGAUGGUGCAAGACGAUGUGAGGAAUUACCAAUGUGAAUGUUACCAGAGGUUGUUGUGUGUGCGUGUUGGAUGAGUCCUUCGACAGACCAGAGGAGGCAAGGCAAGAGGACAGUCAAUGGGCAAGGGAGAGGUCGGGGGCUGGAGAGAGGCGACGAUGUCCGUGUCCAAGCGGGGGUCGAGGAUCGAGGGAAGCAGCCCAAAGUCCGGUGGGAAGUCGAGGCACACAGCUCGAUCACGGGAAACAGAGGGAACACUGCGGGGAUCACAAAGGACAUAGGACGAGGGCAGAGGGAAAGCACAGAGAGAGCAAGUACGCGGAGGGAAGCCAGAGACGGGAUGCUUACUACGGGGAGUGAACUACGUUCCGGCACUGGAUCUUCGGGUCCGCUGGUCUUUAUGCUCUCUGCCCUCAUCAGACUCAGCUGCGCGGAUUGAUGAUGGCCUGCAGCCGUGCAGGUGCGUGGCCGCGAUGCGGGAAGAGCGAGCAGGGGCGUGUCCCGGCGCGCUUCUGGGAUUGCGCAUGCGCCGUGACACAUUGAACCUAAAGGCUGCGCUCUCUUAAAACAGCCAUGGUUCUAUACACGGAGAAAAGGAGACGGACUUGUACGGUGCGUUCAAGAAUCGCUGGACAGCGUAGGACACAACGCCCGGUAGAAAUAAUAAUAUUAGAUUUGAUUUGCGACACACUUUUCAUUGAAAUAAAUCUUAAAGUGCUACGGUACAAAGUAGACAUCGACUGAUAUGAGUUUUUCAGGGCCAAUACCGAUUAUUAGAAGUCAAGGAGGCCGAUCACCGAUAUUUGGAGAUUUUAUUCAUUUGCAGUAAAAGUUAUUUAAACAUGGAUUGUUUUUUUCAGCAAACAAUUGGACAAGGCUUUAAGUUGUUUUUCUUUGACAUAUUUCUAGGAAAGGUCGAAGCAGUUUAGCAUCAAAACUCUCAGGGGAUUUCACAAAC